This is a messenger RNA of Acanthoscelides obtectus, 5059 nucleotides long. The record is from the annotation of a GenBank genome assembly. NCBI's taxonomy places the organism in Eukaryota, Metazoa, Arthropoda, Insecta, Coleoptera, Chrysomelidae.
UGAAGCAUACCUUUUGUUCGGGACAUAUUUUACAUCUUACUGUGCAGAUUUUAUCGUCUCGUUUAAGCAUCGUCGCCGUACGAUUCCCAUGCAUAUGUGUAAGAAGAAAUACAAUAUUAGAUUUUUGCCUCACAUCGGCAACAUUGUCUGACCUGACGUGCUGACAGCGCAGAACGCGUGACGCCAUCUGCCAUAACCUGUGUAAUUAAUUUGUCAAUAGCAGUCUGAGGAUAAAGGUUUUGGAAAAUUUGUAAAUAAUUUCCUGAAAAACAUGUCAACGAACGAGCAGAAAGCUCAGCAACUCGUUGCUGAAGCUGAGAAGAAGGUGAACUCAAAAGGAUUCUUCGGGUCACUCUUUGGUGGCUCAAGUCGCAUUGAAGAUGCAGUUGAGUGUUAUCAGAGGGCUGCCAACCUGUUCAAAAUGGCCAAGAACUGGCAAGCAGCUGGCAGUGCCUUCUGUGAAGCUGCCAACUUGCAUUUGCGCAGUGGUGUCAGACAUGAUGCUGCUACCAAUUAUGUUGAUGCCGCCAACUGCUAUAAGAAGGCUGACAUUAAUGAGGCAGUAAAAUGUCUGUUGAAAGCCAUUGACAUAUACACAGACAUGGGUAGGUUCACAAUGGCAGCUAAGCAUCAUCAAACAAUCGCCGAAAUGUACGAAACCGAGGCUGUGGAUUACGAAAAAGCUGUCUCACACUAUGAACAAGCUGCUGACUUCUUCAGAGGCGAAGAAAGUAACUCAUCAGCUAACAAAUGCUUGCUGAAAGUAGCCCAAUAUGCUGCUCAACUCGAAAACUACGAAAAAGCAAUACAAAUAUACCAAGAAGUUGCCUCUUCAGCUUUAGAAAGUUCCCUUUUAAAGUAUAGCGCUAAGGAAUAUCUGUUUAGAGCUGCCCUGUGUCAUCUGUGUGUAGACGUUUUAAAUGCUCAGCACGCUUUGGAACGCUACGUCCAGAUGUAUCCAGCUUUUCAAGACUCUAGGGAAUACAAGCUGCUAAGAACCCUGAUAGAGCACAUAGAAGAACAGAACCUGGAUGGGUUCACAGACGCUGUUAAAGACUACGAUUCCAUUUCGCGUCUUGACCAAUGGUAUACGACAAUACUAUUACGUAUCAAGAAGCAGUUGAACGAGAGCCCUGAUCUCCGCUGAAAAUCAAUCCAAUACGGCGGAUUGUUUGUGUUGGUCACAUUGUUAAUAUAUACAUAAUAUACCUAUUUUAUUUAUAGCAUUGUUGAUUUUCCAUGGUUUAUUAUAUUAGUUUUAUGUUAUAGGAUUGUAUUAGGGUUAUGCAACAUAUAUCAUUUGUGACUCAAAUACCAGAUACAGGAUGUUACCGAAACAUUGGGCAAAAAUCCAAAGUCUAGCUUUGAUAAACUGGAGGUAAAAAAAAGUAGGGUAUUUUCUCUGCAAAAAUUACAUAUCAAGCUUCUUGAACUGUUCGAAAUGCAUACAUCCAUCUUCUCCUCAGAGGUAAGGCGAAAACCUCGCAUCCGUGGGAUAAACUAUCCGACUUUUCCGAUACUUCUCCAUUAUUACGUUUGUUUGCCGGAUGGUAUCGAGUUACAAAUGUGUUUAAAUCUUUCUUUAAACAAAUUACAAAAAGUAUUUACCUCUCCGAUGUUUUUACAUCUCUUCUGAACAAAAAAAGAUCUUAGUUACUUUUCUCUAAGGUUGACCGAUUUCGAGGUAUAAGCAAUUUAGUCUUAAACCCCUAAAAUAACCAUGUUCAUCGCUUGAAAACUUGGUUAAAAUUUUCUACAUAUAAUGAAGAUGGUCUACUUUAGAGAAAAUUCAUUAAAGGAUAACAUUCGGCGCGAAAAAAUAUUUUUUUUAUUUUUACAGAAAAAAGCUUAAACUUUUCACGGGAUUACACCGCCUGACUACCUCUUGAUUCAUACUAAGGGGUAUGCAACAAAAUGUAGAAAUAACAAAUUGAAUCAGAAAAUGUGAGGUUUUGCCUCCUCUAACUGGGAUCUAGUUAAAAAAAUCACGCAAAAUGAAAAGAAUGUCUUUUCCACUCGAAUCUGAAAAUGAUUUAAAAAGAAUUGUUGAUCUGGUGUUGUCAUGGCCCUUGCACAAUCCUGUUACACCCUAAACGUUUAUGUGGAAACAUUUAUUUAAUAUUAUGUGAUAUUUUAUUUAUAGGCACACUAAAGUCUUUUAUAACAAGAUUUAAAUUUGUGGUGGUGGUGAAUAAGCAACUUUAUAGAAGGUUAGUUUAAUUUUUACGUAUGUCCCGAAUACGUUUUCAUGUCACUUUAAUGACCACCAAUUUAUUGAAUUUCUAGCAAAGACAUGAGCGUUGAGGAUGUGUACCAUACAAAGGUGGAUCAAUGAUAAACAAGAACGUUGAAUUAUUGUAUUUCAAAAAAAUACCUUUUAUUUUUUUCUGGAUUCUUGUCUUUAUUUUUGAUCCACCCAUGUAAGCUUGUAACUGAAAAGGUUUAUUUUUCCUGUAAUAGACCUUCCAUUUUUAUAAUGAAAUGGUAGAUUUAGCUUAGCUGAAACUUAUCUUUGCCGGAAUAUUGUAACCAAUUAGAACAUCAUUGCACGAAUUUGUAUCAAAGCUUGAAAAACGAUUAUACUAAGAAUUUUACAAUUAAAUAUUAGAAGACGGUUUUUUCAUUGUUUACACCAAAAUAUAUUAUUUUAUUUCACAAUUAUUUGAUGCUACUCUGAGGCUAACAACAUUUUGAGAACAUUUUUGCAAUAUUAGAGAGUGUGGGUACAAAGUCUCUGGUUUGAUUAGGGGGGGCUUAAUUGCGGUUGCAAUGGGAGUUUUCGCAAAUAUGAAAUAUGACAUUUUGGACACAAAAAAUGGCACGAUUGGUGCUCAAAUUUAUCAAUGUAAACCUUUACUGUUAUACAUGACCUACAUAGUCUUAGCCUGCCAGAAUAACCACUAGCAUGCUGGAGGCUGGUCCAAGUUUUUUUAUCGAAUAUUGCCGUUUAAAAAAAGUAAUACUGGGUGGGAUGAGAUGCUUAAAUUAUUAGUGUUUUGAAACAAACUAAGUCGAAAAUAUUAUUUAUAGAAAUGGGAGCGGAUUAACUGAAUGCAAGCUAAUUUCUAAAAAAAAAAUACUGAAAAUGUCGAAAGCGAUAAAAAAUUUGACAUAAAUAUAAUAGGUCAUGACGUGGCCUAUUUGCAAUUUCUGUAAUAAACGAGAGACCGGAAACAUUCUCUAAACAACAUUGAUGCUCUGGAAUGUUGGUAGCCCUGAUAUAUGUAGAUUGUUGAAAAUACAUAUGUGUUCCGUGACAUAGUAACUGCCGAUUUUUUAAUUUGGAAAAUGUUUAUGGCGGUUUUCAUCCAUACAGAACGAUCGAUCAUUUUAUCUAACAGUAGCAGUAGGAUAAGUUCGAUUUUUUAUUAGCUAUAUAUAGAAACGUGUCUAUAGAAUUUGUGCUAUCUAUUGGGAAUAUAUCAUUGAUAGAUAUUUCUUUAAUGCAAGACUGUUCCUAGGAAUUUAAAUCUGUUUACUAUUGCAUAUAUUUCUCUUUUUUGUUGAACACUUAAAAACUUCAGUACGGUUUUCUGAAGGUACCGAUACACGACGUCAUUUGGUACCCGACUCUCAAAUUUGUGUAUCGAGUGUCUUGCUUUGCAGGAUACUUGGUACAUUAAAUACUAUUGAUCGCUUAAUGACGAAUGUUGUUGCACUAUGAUUUUUACGGUCUGAAUUGGCGCUUAAAUAUUUCCUGUAUGUUUUCUAUUGUGGAAUAGCAAGGUUUGUUCAAACAAAUCUCUUAUACGAAGGCGGCUCAGUAAGUACCCGAGUUGGAUUUGGCGAGCUCUCCAAAAUACACCUGUCUCGGCGACGACUUCCUCGUUUGAACUAAUUUUUUUCCGCGAGCCAUUUCUUCAUGUAAAGAAACAAGAAAAGGUCGCAAGGGCCAGAUCGGGUGAAUACGGGACGCGCGCAAUUCUUUCAGUUUGGCGGCGACAACUCCGGAUGAAUGUGCUGGUGCAUUAUCGUGGUGAAACAGUACCUUUUUCAUCAAAUGUAGCCGUGUCUCCUUCAAUUUUUAUCGAAGCGGCCCAAUGACGCGUAGUAUCGUCCAGUGAUCGUCUUCCUUUUUCUAAAAAAUCCAUGAGGAUGACACCGUUCGCAUCGCAAAAAAAUCAUCGCCAUGACCUUUCUGGCCGAUUGGACCGUCUCCGCCUUUUUUGGAGCAGAUUUCAUUGUUUUGAUCGUUGCUUAGUUUCGGAUGUGUAAUAAUGAAUCCAGGUUUCGUCGACGGUAACAACUCGACGCAAAAACUCAAUCGGAUUUCGCUUAAAUUGCUCCAGACACUGCUUCGUGAGCAAUCGUGGCACCCAUCGGGUCGACAAUUUUUUCAUCUCCAACCUAUCAUGUAAAAUAUUCAUUGCCGAUCCGGUCGACACACCUUCGGCCUCUGCUACUUCGCGCAAUUUCGUUCGUCGAUAAGCGAAAAUCAUAUCGUGGACUUUUUGAAUGAUUUCCUCGGUAACCACGUCUGCCGGGCCUCCUGGUCGCUCGUCAUCAAAAACUUAUGUUUGUCCACGUUUAAAUUUGUUGAACCAAUAUCUAACUGUGGUCAAACUGCUGUUUUUUCAUCUUAGCAAUAAUCAGUCUGAAAUUUGUUGUGCCGGCGUUUGAUAGAUGGCAGCACACGAUGAUAACACCAACUUCCCUCAGGAAUGCCAUCUGUCGUUAAAAUGGGUAUUUACUGACUAAGCCUCGUAUUGCCGACCUUUCUGCUAGGGACAGAUCGUUUUUGCAUGAUUUCAUCAAUAUAACCUUAAGGUAUUCUAAAAUAGAACAGCUUAUAGAACACAUAUUUUAUUAUGUACUUAUAAUCAGCCUGAAAAUGUUUCUUAAUUAUUUAAGAAUAACAUUACAAAUAACAUAUUGAUAUUAGCAAACCGCAAUACAUUCAAUUUAUAAAAUGUUAUAUAUUAGGCAUUCAAGAAUGUAACACUGAAUCAUACUUUCUCAUUGCUGUAUAUAUAUAUUUCAUUAAGUGACAUAAUAGAUAUGUGCAAUUUCAAAGUAGUUUUUUAUAUAACACAUAAUCCCUUUGUGAUUUGAACUACAG